GAACGGUUACAUUCUGUUGAUCAAAUCUAACGUGUGUUUGUUUAUUAAAGAGGACGUCACUGCCAGAGGAACGAUGAUGAGCAAAGGAGCUACAGCGGAAACAUGAUCGGCCUAAUUCUACCACGCCUGUCCAUCAGCUGUCACUCAGUGUCCUCUACAGGCAAAAACUCUCACCAACACAUUGUAUCGGUUCUAUCUGCCGCCUCGGCCAUUAUUGGCAUUUAAAAAACAAAAACAAGUAAUGAGGAUGAUCAUUUCUAAAGAAAUACAGGCUGCAGUCAUCGAUUGAGAAAUAACCUACUGUAGGUGCAUCAAGACACUUCUUAGGUUGGAAUGAAUUGCUGAGGAAGAAACAUGGAUGACAUGUUCCUACGGGAUUAAACGAUGGCUGUGAUGACGCAUGAGAUUGGACCCGGCUGGAAGAAAAGUCACUUCGCCACCAUGCUGUAACACAACAUGACCCGUGUUUUGCUGAGAUUGCUGCUGUCAGUCAUCACAGCCCAGCUCGUGUCCGCCGCCCCAUCAUGCCCUUCUUCCUGUGUGGUUUGUUCUCAGGACGUCGUCAUCUGCCACAGACUGACUCACAUUAUUGAUGUUCCAGGCACGAUUCGGGCUCUGCUGCUGACAGACGGCACCAUCUCAGCGAUUCAGGCUUCUUCACUGUCUGACCUCAGCAACGUCACGCUCAUAGGUCAGUGCACAUGUCUGAGUUAUAACCAUAUCUCAGUGCUGGGUGAACAUUCAUUCAAAAACCUGGUCUUCCUCCACACUUUAUUGCUGGACCACAACCUCCUGACUAACCAAGCUCUUCAAGGUGGAGCUUUGAGCUACCUAACACGCUUAGAGGUCCUCUCACUGGGCCACAACCUCAUCAGCAUGAUCCAGGCUGGCUGGUUCAAAGGGAUGACAGCUCUGCGGCACCUGAAGCUGGAAGGAAACCUAUUUACCAGUUUGGACUCUGAUUCCUUCCCUCAGACUGACCUCAAAGAUUUGGAGAGUCUGGACCUGUCAGAUAACUUAAUAAGUCACCUGGACAGAAAUGGUUUCCAUGGGUUGACAGGCCUGCAGACUCUGGAUCUGUCCAGGAACCGCCUGUGUUCAACUUCAGCUGAGACUUUUUCCUACCUCAGAUUUCUGACCAACCUCAACCUGGACUUGAACUCAUGGAACUGCUCCUGUCAGCUGCUUGGUCUGGCUGGCUUCCUGUCCAGCUUCAUACAGCAGCCUGACAAGAUACUGUAUGAUGGUCAUCAGAUGGUGUGCGUGAGUCCUGACAACCCGGCUGUAACCACUGUGCUUGAGUUAACUGGUGCCAACUGUGUCCCAUUCAAUCAGAAGAGCAGCAUACAGACCAAAGCAGUGAGGAGUGUGAUGCCUCAACUUCAUGCUCGAGAUGUGGCCAUCGCUGCUGUUGUCUCCUUGGCUGGUGGUGUCGGUUUGACAUUGUUGAUCGUCCUGAUUUGCUGUAAAGUGUCUCGCAGAAAGAAACUCAAAGAAAGUAUGAGACAGAAACAAGAAGGGGAUGAAAGCAGCACAGCAGUCAACCAUGUCAAUCAGUUAGAUGGGAGUAACAAGAGGCGGGGCCUCUUCUCACAGGCCAACAGCAGGCCGUCAUGUGACAGGGAGGCUGCACUAGAGAGUCACAGCGGCGUAGUUCAGGACAGAAUCCAUUUUCAGUGCCGAGACUGCAGCUCAAAUGGAGCGAGAGGGGCGGGGCCAAACCAGAGGAGGUGGGACAACAGGAUGAAUGGAGGGAUGAAGGCAAAGGAGGGGAUGCGAUUAAGGAUGAUGAUGGAAGAGAGGAGGCAGCAGCCCAGGAACACUGUUGUCCCGGUCAACAAGCUGCCUUCACACAGCAGCAAAAACUCGUAUUCUCAUCCACAGAGAGAAAGCUUCAGCCAGAAUGGCUUAAGACAUGAAGUCCUGCCUGCUGAUGCCUACAGAGGACCAGAGUCGUUACACUGUGAGACCUGCCACAGGGCAUACAGGACUCACAUGGGCACAAGAGACUCCGCUGUGCCUGUAUCUCAACAUAGACUCCAAAACGUUUGGUAUGAUCCAUCUGAUCCAGGUACAAAUGCAGGGAUGAGGAGAGAACCCAGAAGGGUGAUGUUUGAUCUGCAGAGUUCAGGAAUGCUGGAUAGAGGAGAAAACAGAAAGGAAAUGGUGCAAGGAAAAGAGGAAGGAUCCAGGAGAUGCAACGGUAAAAUCCAGUCGGGCCGUUCACUGAAGGGAAAGUUGAACCUAAACUCCCUGCAGAAAAACAGAGUCCAUCCUAAGAGGAAAAGGGAGCACUCGGAGAAAAGCAGCUCUAAGAAAGCAAAAGGAAGCAAAGAGAAAAGGAAGGAUGUUAAAGAAAAGGCUAGCAAAGGAAGCUGUGAUCGCAAAUCAAAAAAAAGCAGCGAGAAAGUAAAGAAAUCCUCCCGAAUAAAAGGACCAAAUGAGGACGAGAAGAAGAAAGACAAAGACGGAGAAGGUGAAAAGAAGAGCAAAAUGUCUAAUGGAGGAGAGCAAAGUAACCAGAAAACUUCUGAGACCACCCCUAAUGACAUCACGACCACCACAGACCACUCAGGUAUGACCAGAGCAGAGGGGGGCGGAGCUACUAGUGUUGGACUGGGGCAAAGUCUGCAGACUGCAGCAGGUCACUUCCUAGGAACGGGUUUGGUUCUGGGUGGGGGGCUGCUCUCUUCCCAGCAUCCCUUCUCCCUCUCUGCCACCAGUAACAUCUCUCUGCUGGGAGCAGCCGACUCGCAGCUGAGCGUCAGCAGCCGCACUCCUCAGGGAGGGAACCUGUUGUCCGUGGCUCCGACAGCCAGCACGCUGUUCUCCAGCAGCUCAGUUAAAGCGAUUUCCUCUAACGCAGCUCUGAGUUUACCUGGGCCUACACUGGUUCAGAGCCAGGAAACUCUUGAUAUCGCUUCUCUUAGAACACAGCAGAACUCUGAUCCAGUCCAGGGGCCAGGCCCAGAGAAAGCACACCAGCUUCCACCGGAUACUCCAGUACCCCAGAACACAAGCCUACCUCUGCAGUCUCAGGCACCUCCGGGUGCUGCCGUGUCCCCGGCGGCCUCACAGGCUUCCAGACUAAACACUUCUGAUAACCCCGUGACACAAGCUGCGAGUGCACUUGGGUCGUUGACUCUUGACCCCACAGGUGAAGGUGCGUCUCCACCUGAAGGACAUGCAGACGGAGCGUCUGGCAGUACCGCAGACGUGUCUGGGACACCUGCAGCCCUGCCGUUGGUACAACAUGAGUACCUGUCAGAGGAUGGAGGUUCCUCCCCCAGGAGGAGGCUGAGGCUCGUGCUUCCGGAGAAAACCUCCAACCGGCCUCCCACCGCACUGGAGAGAAAAAUACGCUAGAGCUCCAAACCACAUUCAGACUUAUUCUGUUGUUAAAGAUGCAAAUGUUUUACCAUUUGUCUUAAAUCUGAGAAUAAACAGGGUUACUAUUUUUGGAAUAUUUCGUAAGGAUCUGUGUUCAAUAAAAUGAAAGCCAGGAGUAAUAAAGUAACAUGCAUUUAGA
Messenger RNA from Thalassophryne amazonica, 3529 nucleotides. RefSeq names its product leucine rich repeat containing 53 (gene lrrc53). The coding region runs from base 457 to 3366 and encodes 969 amino acids. The record is from RefSeq and is a predicted model, not a curated record. Lineage: Eukaryota; Metazoa; Chordata; Actinopteri; Batrachoidiformes; Batrachoididae. Gene Ontology annotation, molecular function: protein binding. The transcript is spliced from 8 exons.